Molecule: messenger RNA, 1019 nt
Organism: Paramecium octaurelia
Lineage: Eukaryota; Ciliophora; Oligohymenophorea; Peniculida; Parameciidae
Source: the annotation of a GenBank genome assembly
AUGAGCAACUUUAGUAAUAAAAAAGGUUUAACAAAUUAUUCUUAUUUAGUAGGUAAAUAAACAAGAGCUUAAAACAAGAAGUAAGUGACAGCCACUACAAUGUCGAAGAAGAUGAAACUUAUCUCGAAAGGCAAAGGGAUAUAUAAGUUGGAAGUGGAUGAAACCUUUCUCGCUUAACUAUAACAAGUUUAACAAUUUUUGGCAGAAUUAAAUGACACUAUGAUUGGUCCGGUAGAAUAGAGUUAGGCUAUGGCUCAAGAAUCGAAUCCCCAAUUUGAGCAGUAAGAGGAGGAAGGGUCAUCAUCUGCCUCAGAAGAUAAAAGUGGUGCUCCAUUGUCUCAACAACCACAAGAACAAUAAUCUCAAUAACCCAACGAGGUCAAGGAAACGCAGGACUUUUAUAGGUAAGAGUAUGAAUCAAAUUAAGACGUAUACCUCAUUUUUUUAUGGGGAGAUUCAAGAAAUGGGCUAAGAUUUUAAAAGAGGAUGAUGUUAGUUCAUUUUUACAUCAACUAAAGUCCAAUAAGAAAUCGAAAUAGGGUCGAUAUGAGUUAGGGGAUUUUCAUAAGUAAUGUUAUUAUUGAAAUAAAAGAUGUUUUUAGAUUGACAAACAUGAUAGCAAUGAAUAAUAAAAACAGAAGAAAAAAAUAAAAGAAUUGUUUCUUGAAUUUUUAUAGAACGAGGCCGUUCUCCAGAUUAUCCAAUAUAACAAGAUCACCAACCAGGAUUAGAAGGUAAUUUAAUGGGUUUCUAAUAUAGAUUAAAUACAUAGAUGUGAUUCCAAAUAUGGUUUAGGAGAUGUACAGUGAUAAGCCAUUUGAUUAAUUUUUGGCUCAGUAGAACAUAGAGAAACAGAUAAACAAAAAGAAGCAAUUGUUGACUGAGACCCAGGACGUGAAGCAAUAACAGCAUUAGCAACUCCCUUAAUAAAAACAAGAUCAAUCUUUUGAGGAGCCACUCAUGAAGCUAGGACGAGAAGUGUCAUUUUAAAGCUAAUUAUGAUGUUUAAUGAUUUAUGU